Molecule: messenger RNA, 555 nt
Organism: Chlorella variabilis
Lineage: Eukaryota; Viridiplantae; Chlorophyta; Trebouxiophyceae; Chlorellales; Chlorellaceae
Exons: 4
Molecular function (GO): RNA binding; ATP binding; RNA helicase activity
Source: RefSeq, a predicted model, not a curated record
UUCGAGGGGCUGCUGCUGCCGCCCCACAUCCUGCAGGCCCUGCACGAGGCAGGCUUCCGCCGGCCGUCGCCGGUGCAGGAGGCGGCGCUGCCGCUGGCCCGCAUGGGCACAGACCUGAUCGUGCAAGCCAAGGCAGGCACCGGCAAGACGCUGGUGUUUGCGGUGGCGGCGGUGGAGCGAGUGGACCUCGCCAACAGCUCCCCGCAGGUGCUGGUGCUGGCGCCGACGCGCGAGAUUGCGCUGCAGGCGAGCGAGACGGUGGCGUUGGCGGCGGCGGCGCUGCCGCUGCCAGGCCUGGCCUGUGCCUCCUUCAUUGGCGGCCUCCCCCCUUUGCCUGCUGUGCCCGCUGUGUGCAGGGCGUGCCAUGUUGCGGUGGGCACCACCGGGCGCAUGCUGUCGCUCAUCCAGCGCGGCACGCUGCGCACCGACAGCGUGCACCUGCUGGUACUGGAUGAAGCUGACAAGCUGCUGGCAGACUCCUUCCGCAAAGACACGCUGGCCAUCGCUUCGGCGCUGCCGCAGCGGCGCCAGCUGCUGGCCCUGUCUGCCACCUAU